AUGCAACUCGCUCAAUACGUUGCAGUGUCGGUCUUGACACUCUGGUGGACGACCACAACUGUGUUCGUUACGGCAAAGAACAACUCUUUGGCAUACCCCACUAAGUCGGGUCUUCUACCUUGGGUGGACGCCGACACUCCCAAGAACAAAUACGUUUAUACCAGCUCUCGCGGUCGGCGAUGGGACCUUGUGAUGAGCGACGAGUUCAAUGUGGCUAACCGCAGUUUCCGACCGGGUGACGAUCACAUGUGGACUUCUCUUGAAAAGCCCGACGGUGUCAAUGGUGCACUUGAGCUUUACUCUCACAACAUGACUUCGACCAAAUGCGACGACGACGGUACCUGCUACUUCUACAUUGAGACCAUCGACGAAGUGAACGUUAUCCACGUCUACAACAUGUACACGCAUCCUCCAAGUUUCGAGGACGUCUACUUCUGGUAUCGUGGCGCAAUGGUACAGUCGUGGAACAAGUUCUGUUACCAAGGCGGCAUGUUGGAAGUACGAGCUCAACUUCCAGGGGUGACGGACCCGGAUUCAGGCAACCCGGAUGUUGCACUCGGAGAGGACGGUAAGGUCCAAAACACAAAGUAUUAUCCGACAUGGCCCGGUAUUUGGAUGCUGGGUAACCUCGGGCGCGCCAUUUUCUCGGCGUCGACGAACCGGAUGUGGCCCUAUUCGUACAAUGAAUGUGACGCCGACGUCUUUGAUCCAAGUUUCCAGCGUAUCAGCGCGUGUGACAGUAAUCCAGGCUACGGUCUCAACCCGAAUCAAGGUCGCGGGGCUCCCGAGAUCGACGUGCUCGAAGGUAGUGGGUUGGCUAUCUCGUCUUCACUUCAGAUCGCUCCCGGUAUGCCCGAUGACUAUCGUCUCUUUCCUGUGGACACGUCUACCGGAGACUUCAGCUAUUGUUUGUACAGCUACAAUUGUCUGACACCCGGUGCCAACUACAUCGACGUCCCGGCAUCGUACUAUGAGCAAGAGCGCGGCCACAAAUCGUGGUAUCAAGGUCUUCGCUAUGCUGCCAACAAUUAUUGUGUCACCGAGAACACGUGCGCUGUCGAUACCUGUCCUGCUUCUGGCGAUGUCAACGCUGACCUAAGCUUCAUCGAUGGAGGGAAGAACCACUGGGGUAUCAACUCCAACGGCACGUGUUAUCCACUCAUGAACUCGUACUUGGGGUCGUACUUGUGUGACCCGGACAACACGUUUUCCAAGUGCGCCAGUCCUCGUAAUGAGACCUCGACGCCCAAGUCGAAUGCCAUGAAACCUUUCAACUACCAGAUGGACGCUAUCUCUUCCAACUGGCCGAUCCAUUUCGGUGCAUACACAGGUUUCUAUGACUACCAGGUGGAGUGGGUUACUGGUGAGAAUGGCUACGUUCGAUGGUUGCUACAUGGCGAGCCGUUGUUCGAGGUCACGACUGAAUCGGUCGUCAACGUACCACAGAAUGCGAACAAGACGAACCCGAAGAAGAUUAUGAUUGAGGAACCUUUGUACGUGAUCUUCAACGUGGCUCUAUCGAGUUCACAACACGACGAACAUUAUCUGCGACUCUUUCCCAAUGUUCAUGAAGAUUGA
Phytophthora infestans T30-4 is the source of this 1578-nucleotide messenger RNA. RefSeq names its product beta-glucan synthesis-associated protein, putative. The coding region runs from base 1 to 1578 and encodes 525 amino acids. Lineage: Eukaryota; Oomycota; Peronosporomycetes; Peronosporales; Peronosporaceae. Gene Ontology annotation, biological process: (1->6)-beta-D-glucan biosynthetic process. The record is from RefSeq and is a predicted model, not a curated record. Gene Ontology annotation, cellular component: plasma membrane; endoplasmic reticulum membrane. The transcript is spliced from 3 exons. Gene Ontology annotation, molecular function: glucosidase activity.